CAAGAUGUCGGUCGCCUGAGAAAGAGACGUUCACUUGCUGGUGGGAGCCUGGAUCAACAGGUGGACUGCCCACCAGCUACCACCUGUAUUUCAGAAAAGAGAGUGCAGCCUCACGCUCCAGAGAAUGUGAAUGUGACUUUCAUUCAGACCACGAACAGCCCCUAUUUCCUGGUGCAGUGGCAGCCUCCGCAUGACGCAGACACGCGUUCAGGCUGGGUAACAAUCAAAUAUGAAGUUCGCUUAAAAAUUGAGAACAGCGGAGACAAGGAGGACAGCAGUUGGGAGUCAUAUAGUGCUGGAAAACAAUUGGAGUUCAGCAUCUACAGUCCGCAGCCUGGAGCAAGUUACGUUGUGCAAGUGCGCUGUAAACUAGACCACGGCCUCUGGAGUGAAUGGAGCCCCUCUGCAUUCAUCCAGAUUCCAGACGAUAUGUCUGACACGCAGAAUGCGGUUAUGAUUAUUGCCGUCACGCUAACCGUCAUCAUUUUCCUGUUGACUGCAGGAGUGCUGACAGUCAAGAUGAAACCGGUGAAGCAUUUUUUACUGCCACCAGUUCCAGAACCGAAAAUCAGUGGCUUAGACACUCAGCUCCUUAAGAGUGGGAAGUCUGAGGAGAUCUUCAGUGCUCUGAUUACUCCAGGAUAUCCUCAAAUAGCCCAGAGUUCAGACCGUCAAGUGGAGUACCUCGUGGUCUCCGACUAUGAUAAGGAAAUGGAUUUUGAUGGCAAAGCUCAUCUCGAGUACCACAAGGGAGAAAAUCGUCCCACAGAUAAUGCACAAAAGGUCUCUCAAAACAGCAUCAAGAUCUCAUUGAACAGCAGCCAGGAUCUAAAAACAACACUGAGCGAAAAUGUCCACUCUGGGACCGUUUCCAAUCAGCUAAGUGUCCUUGGAGAGCCUCAACAACUACUUCACCUUAAUUGCAAUGGCUCACCAGUAAAAGCUCAGGACCAAAACACUCAAAUGAGCUCCGGUAGUAAUUGUGAGCACGUCAGCAUCAACCCUGCUGGACUUUCGGAGUACAUUGAGGUUGACGAAGACCAGAAACCUCUGGUCAGGGAGGACUACAGUAUGGUCAGUGACGUUAUCAGUGAUAACAUCCUUGUACUACAAGACAACAUCCCUGUACAGGGACACAAAGAGGUCAAAUGUGACAAAACAUCUGAAGCUGAGGAAACGGGAGGUGUUUUUGAACCUCUGGGAUACUUGGAAACCCUGACAACAUUUUCAAGUGAAUCUUGACUAUUUUGUGACUUUAACUUCAGAGGUUUGGGAUUAUUUUGUCUGGUUGUGUUCUGUUCAAACUGUUAAGCACUUUGUGAGUAGAGAUGUGAGAAGGGUUCUUUCAGCGAUCCGGGGUGUGUUUCCUGUACAGUGACAUAACUAUUCAUAACUGAUUCCUGAAACUGCUGACUGAUCAUUUGAACCACACUGGUUCGACAAUCUAGAACUGUCGUUACUGAGGUCACGCUGGUGGAGUAAUUACUUCUGCUAAUGAAUCAUUUCAGAUCAAAUUAAUGUCAGAUUAUCGAUAACAAACAUGGCAUCUGAGGACUAUAAUAUCUUUUUUGAAGAGUGUCAAUGAACCGCGAAUGAAGCAAUACAAUGGCGAACAUUGUUCACACUCUUAAGAAACUGCGCUUUCAUUCUCUUGACAAACUAAAAGACAUAGAAUUAAAUUUGUAUAUAUAUUCUAUGUCAGCUUGCGUAUUUUACUCAAGCACAUGAUCUGUUGAUCCACAUGUCAUUCUAACAAGAAAUGGUUGUAACUACAGGGUGAGAGCUGUAGUUCCAUCCACAUGACUUUGCGAUGCCAUUUUUGUUCGUUGGAACUAUGAUUUCUGGAAACUGCCAAUUUGCAACCAUAGUUGGCUAGCAAUGCUUUUGGGAAACGCACCCCUGCUAUGUUGUAUCUGUCAGUAUGCACAACUACAGAUACAGUUCGCACAGUUUCUGUGGAUAAUUCAGGCUAAACAGCAGGAAGCUGCAGUAAUGGGUUGAAAAUUAGAUUAAAAGGCAGCGUCAUUCAAACCAUUACACAUUGACCAACCGCUGUUCAAAAAUACCCCACUAAAGAGCAUUAUAUUAAUUUUUAAACCUUUCAAAUGUUUCUUCAACCUACUACCUCAUAGCAGACAUCCACAAAACAUCCCACUAUGAGUUUCUGCCACUUUCUCUUGAGACCUGGCACUUUUCUCAAUGCUUGCUGCUCCUGAUCUUUGAAAGUUGAUUGUUGCUAAAAAUGGGCAUAGUUUAAUGGAAACUAUGAGCUCCUUUUGUAUAUUUAUUCACAAUGAUACUAUGAAUAUAAAAAGUGUGAGAUUUCUUUGGCCAAAACAGCUAAAGACUUUACUGUGUAUUUAUUGAACUAGAUCUAGUAUUUGUAUGUCGC
Sinocyclocheilus grahami is the source of this 2392-nucleotide messenger RNA. Its product is annotated as prolactin receptor-like. Gene Ontology annotation, molecular function: cytokine receptor activity; protein binding. Gene Ontology annotation, cellular component: external side of plasma membrane. The transcript is spliced from 6 exons. The record is from RefSeq and is a predicted model, not a curated record. Gene Ontology annotation, biological process: cytokine-mediated signaling pathway. NCBI's taxonomy places the organism in Eukaryota, Metazoa, Chordata, Actinopteri, Cypriniformes, Cyprinidae. The annotation marks the transcript as partial.